Eruca vesicaria subsp. sativa (arugula) is the source of this 1823-nucleotide messenger RNA. The record is from the annotation of a GenBank genome assembly. Lineage: Eukaryota; Viridiplantae; Streptophyta; Magnoliopsida; Brassicales; Brassicaceae.
CAUAAUUUCCAUAAAUUAUUUCAAAAAAGAUCACAUCAAAUUAUCAAUACUAGUUUGCAAAUUGUAUUCAGAGAAACAGAAAAGGAAGAAGCAGAAGAUAUGAUUAGAGAACAUGUGAGAAUAUCACUUGAUGAUAUGCUUUGCUAGAAACUGACGAGUGGGCCCUGAAGCCCAUUACCUACGAAUAGAAAAAAACAAAAACAAAAACAAAAAACGCUCUCUUCUUUUAUCAUUUCUAUCACGAAGACACCAUUCACGCUUUUGCCAGCAGAAAGCUCAGAGCUUUCCUUCUUCCACAACAACUCUGUUUCUCUGUUACAGAACUCAGCUGCUUUAUCUUCUCUCUAGUUGCGGAUCAGAGCUUUAUUUCGUGUUUAAGGUUUUGCAAUGGACUCCCCAAAGUCUGUUGUUUCACCAUUCAAGAUUGGUGAGUCCGAGAAGGAGAACUCAACUUCUGUGCAGAGCUCUGGAAAGCAAUCAACCGGCAUAAAAACCAAUGGAAAAGAUUCCAUCACAUGUGGCCAGCAAGACCUUGUUGGUACUCUGGAGGUUCAUGUGCAUCAGGCAAGGGACAUCCAUAACAUUUGUAUAUACCACAAGCAAGACGUUUACGCCAAGCUUUGCCUUACAAGUGAUCCUGAAAAGUCUGUAUCGACCAAAAUCAUCAAUGGCGGUGGGAGGGAUCCGGUUUUUGAUGACAAAGUUAAGCUUGAUGUCAGGGUUGUCGACACUUCCCUCAAAUGUGAGAUUUACAUGAUGAGCAGGGUGAGGAACUAUCUCGAAGACCAGCUCCUUGGUUUCACUCUGGUUCCUAUGUCUGAACUGCUCUUUAAGAAUGGGAAACUCGAGAAAGAGUUCGCUCUUUCUUCCUCUGAUCUGUACCAUUCGCCAGCUGGUUUUGUUCAGUUGUCUCUCUCCUACAAUGGAUCCUACCCUGAAGUGAUGGCGUUUGCCACUAUGCCUUCACCUGUUUCUGUUGAUGAAUCUACCAAGAAUCCAGAAGGGUCUGAGUCACUUCCUGAUGAGUUGGAUAAGAUAGAGUUUCCAGAUCCCAAUGUCGCUAAUGAAAAUGAGAAGAUGGUUUCCGAGUAUUAUGGGAUCUCCUGUUCCACUAUCGACUCAGGAACUUCUGACAGCUUGGUUACUUCCGAUGCUGAGAAUCAUGUAACCAACUCUGUCACUUCUGUACUGAAGCAAGAUUCACCUGAGAUCAGUAAUGCAACUAAUGAAGCUGCUUCUCCUCACGCUUCAGCUCACUCUGCAACAGAAACACCAAACCAUGAUCAUCUCCCUCUCGUGAACUCCAAAGCCGAUUCUCAGGAGGAGUCAGAGACUGAGGCUUCAGGUGAGACAUCCAAUGAGAAGACUGUGAAACCCAUCCUCAGUGUGAGGGUUGAGGAAGAGUCAAAGGUGGUGCAGCAGGAUAUAGUGGACAUGUACAUGAAAAGCAUGCAACAGUUUACUGAUUCACUGGCUAAGAUGAAGCUUCCUCUGGACAUUGAUAGCCCAACAAAGUCAGAGAACUCAAGCUCUGAUUCUCAGAAGCUGCCAACACCAAAGAGCAAGAAUGGAUCCCGUGUGUUCUACGGGAGCAGGGCGUUCUUCUGAGCAUCUGUUUUACCAAGUUCAGAGGAAGAACGCAGGUCACUCCUAGACUUUUUACUAAUGAAGAAAGACUAAUCACCUAAUAAUGUACUGUUUGAUGUUGUAUCUCCCAUCUGGCCAGCUUGAUGUUUUAGUUGAUGUGAAGUUAUAUUAUGUAUCACUAGCCUUUGUACUGUAUGAAGUAUGUCCUCAUUAUAUGAACUUAUGCUGCCUAAUCA